CUCUCUGUCGUGUAGAGUCUACACAACACAAUCCGACGCUUGUUCAUUAUAGUAGCGGAUUUGAAUGAAUUCAGACCCAUCCGGUUGAUUGCUGAUGAAUUUAAAAUAUUUGUAUAAAAGUUGAUUCAAAGCUAUUUGCCUUCGUUUAUAUACAGUGGAGAAGGUUAUCGGUUUUUAUAAAUUAAUCAAGUGAGAAUUUGUGAAAGCAUAUAUCGUGGAAUAUAAAAGAUAUUUUCCAAUGUAGAAGAAAAACUAUUUUAUGGAAAAUCCCACGCGUUUCAUUGGAGAAUUUCUUUUUUCGCCGACUCCUUCGCAAAAAAUAAAAAUAAGCUUGAAAAGCAAGACUUAAAAGGAAAAAGAGUUUAUAAAACUGUGAACUUAAGAAGUCGUUGAAUUGUGAAUUCAAAAAAGGCUCAUCGAAUAAAUUAUUUUAGAGUAUGUUGAACUUGUAUUCAUAGUGAACUGGAAAUUAUCAUGAAAAUUACAUUGACGAGCUCCACACCUGUGAUUGUGCGUGUAGAAGAAACCUGCAAACUAUAAAAUUUUCAACAGAAAACGCGUUUGACUACAUCAAGCGAAUCAUACAAGCAAGUUCGUAUCGGUCAGUUAAUAACACAAAUAGGAAGCGUAACCAUGGCUGUUGCAUAUCGGACAAAAAUGACAAUUUCACCGACACAAAACACUUGCGAUAACACAAUCAUGCUUAAAAGUGAUCAUUUCUUGAAUGAAUUGAGUCCAACCCAUCUUAGAUAUCCAAACUACAGUAAAAAGAAUGGCAGUGACAUUAGAGUUAUUGACUUAGAGAAGCCAAUGCGAUGUGGGGCUUUUGUUGAUCGAAGUCGCAUCCCACAAUAUACUGAACAAGAUUACAAUCUUCCAGAAACACCACCGUUUAGUUGGCUUUUACGAAAGCCAAAACCUGAAACAACUGUAAAUAAAACUGACGAUGAAAAGUUGUCAAAGUCACUCAACGUUAAUAAUUCUUCACCUAAUAAUAAUAAUAAUAACAACAACAACAAUAAUAACAACAGCAACAGUUUGAAUAAUCGAAUUGCUGAAGCAGCGAAACUUUCAAAUUCACCAAAAGACAACAGUAGUGGAACGUCACCCAAUUCGAUGAAAUCUCGAUGGUCGUUGCGUGAAAAUAAAGAAGACGAUAAGCUUCUUAAAGAGCUGCAUUUUCCAUUUGCCAAUCAAUCACCAAUCGGUGACCUUGCAAAGUUUUAUCGGGAAUGCUUUAACGCACCACCAUUGGAAUCUUUAGCACUCAGCGAUGAUCCAACUUUUGAUGAAGUUGAUAAUGAAAUGAUAGUUGAUGACUUGACGAGACAACUUGAUGAGUUUGAAUUGUCAUUAAGUGAGUUUGAUGGACUGAUAACGUCACUACGUGAUUCAGAGAAUCAGAAAAGUAACAGCUAAAGAAUCCAUUGAACUUGUUGAAGACAAAUAGGAUUCAGUCAUAAAUCAGGUCUCUUAACUUUUAAGUGAAUCAUGUUCCUUAUGUAAACUUCAUAAAUUGACUGCUUGAAUUGACUGAAAAUGAAUAAUUGUUGAAUGUAAACAAUUCAUUUGGUUAACUUUGCUGAAGGAACUGCAAGAAAAAUGCUUGAAAUGCUUUCAGAUGUCAUGUCAGAAUUACAAAUAAAAAGCUUGAUUAGCUAAGAUUGGUGGACAGGAAGAUGAUGGUGGCGGCAAAAGUUUGUUUUAUUUCUCAAUUCAGAUUAAAUAAAGUUAAAGCUCUAGUAAAUAAGAAUCGAGAUGCCAAGUAUAGCUGAUAAUUAUUAAAAUUAAGAUGAAAGUUUCUUUUUAUACAAAUAUAAAUAGAAAAAAUGAUACAAGAACAGAAAUUAAUGUUGUUGCAAUCUAAGAGAAAUGAAGAUUUCUUCAAUUGCUUUAAAACUGCUUCAAAGCAUUCAUUCAAGUUUCCUUUCAUGUUUCUUAGAAAAGAUUAUUUGUGAAUGUAAGAAAAAUUCUUUUUAAAAGUAAUUUAAGCUUAUUGACGACAUUCAAGUAAUUCCUUAUUUUUUUAUUCUGUUGACAUUUGAAGAAAAUCGUACUUUGAAUACAAAAAGAAAUUGUUUUUGAAUGGUAAUAGCCAAAAAUUAUCAAAUUCUACUUGCUUUAAAAUGAAAAGAAUUUAAAAAAUUCUUGGAAUUCAAUAUAAACCAGUUGCUCACAAUUUUUUUUUGUAAAUCAACUCAAAGUUGAAUUUUAUUUCGUUAGAUAAUCAAAACUUGUUUUAAUGUAUUGUUAAGGAAUUAAAUUGAGUUUAAAGCCGCGGAUUCUUAUGAUUUUUCAAAUUUAAUGAUAUGUUUAGCUUCAAUCUAUGAUUAAGAGAACAAUAGACAGAAAAUUAUCACUUAAUUAUUUAUUAGAUGCUUUUGAUUACCUUUAUCAAUAAAUUUCAUACUUUUUUCUUUUGGUGAUACUAGCAAAACUUUCUCCUAUCAAUGUUUAUUAACUUUUUUUUACUUAUGAAACAUGAGACUGAAAGCUUUAAAACUGCGUCAACAAAAUAAGUAAAUAUAUUUGUUUUCGUUCUGAUUCUGAGAAAAAAAAAGUUUUUAAUGAAAAGAAAUUGCUUUCUAGCUUAUCGGCUUAUAAAAAGAAAAGAAAAAUAUUUAUAACAGUUUUCACAAACUUUAUAUAAUAAAUACAGCAAAUGAAGAAAAA
This is a messenger RNA of Clunio marinus, 2673 nucleotides long. The record is from the annotation of a GenBank genome assembly. Lineage: Eukaryota; Metazoa; Arthropoda; Insecta; Diptera; Chironomidae.